Molecule: messenger RNA, 1241 nt
Organism: Argiope bruennichi
Lineage: Eukaryota; Metazoa; Arthropoda; Arachnida; Araneae; Araneidae
Product: post-GPI attachment to proteins factor 2-like
Exons: 6
Coding region: 233-1036 (267 amino acids)
Biological process (GO): GPI anchor biosynthetic process
Cellular component (GO): Golgi membrane; endoplasmic reticulum membrane
Source: RefSeq, a predicted model, not a curated record
ACGGCAACUAAAUAGAAUAUGCUAUGAUGCUGCUGCUGCUAUAUAUUGAAACUCAUGAUUCGCCGUUGUCGUUGCCCCAAACAUUAUUUAUAGGUGUAAUGAUCAUAAAAAAGGUAGCAUCUGUAUUUUAUUAAUUAUCGGGAUCAAAAAAAGAAAGGCCAAUCUUGAUAUUUGAAAUGGAUUUCUCUUCCAACUAAUGCUUUGAGGAGAGAAACAUUUUGUAUUUGCAAAUAUGAAUAGAAACAUUGAUGAUGAAAGUGUUCGUCCACUAUUUUCCUUGUCUUUGAAGAAACUUUCCUUUAUAACAGUUGUGUUACCCCUUGUGUCUAUGGUAUUUUGUUUUGUUACCUCAAUGAUCUUCAACUUUGAGUUGGUGAACACUACAAUUUGCCAAGUUUUCAACUUUUGCCCAUCUGUAAGUGCAAUAACUGGUAUAUCUCCUCAAAGAUAUAUAUGGAGAAUAGGUGUGGCUCUCCAUUCAACUCCCCGUCUUUUGUUGGCUUCUGUGUAUUACAGCCAUUAUGUUAGAAAAACUAAGAAUGUUAAAGAAGAAUCAAAGUCUCUGUACAUGCACAUUGUAACGCUGAAUUAUUGGUUUCAUGUUACUGAAAUAAUGGCUCUGGUAGGAGUUACAUACAUCUCAAAUAAAGAAAAUUAUCCUGUCCAUGAGAAAAUAUUCAUCACCUUUAUGGCUUCUUCCAUUUCUUACAUGUUAAGUACCUGUGUUCUCAGUUACAUGAAUAAGUCUUCAACUCCAACACAUUUGGAAAAGCUGUCAUACAGAACAAAACUUUUCCUUUGUGUGAUCAUUGCUCUUACAUCAGUGGGCAUGAUGUAUUUCUUUUAUAAACAUCGAGUGUAUUGUGAAGAACUUGCAUUCAGUUGGUUUGCCUUAUGUGAGUACGUUAUAUGUUUUGCCAACAUGGCCUUUCAUGCUACCAUAAUAUGGGAUUUGCCUGAUGAAGAAAUUGUGAUUUGCCUUCCACUGUCGCACAGUUCACCAAAUUGUCAAGAUAUGACAAAAAAGAAUGAAUGAAAGUAUAUUCUAGUUUAUCCUGUACUUAAUACUGUAAAAUUGUACAUAGAAUUUUUCACCUGAUCACUUGUUUAAUUUAAAGACUUAACAGAAAUUGUAACAAUAUAUCUAGGAGCAUAUUUUUAAAACUAGAACACUGCAUUUUGUGAUAGACACUUGUUUGUUUUGUAAAUUCCCUAUUAUUGUAAGAUAUCUGGUGCUUUCA